This is a messenger RNA of Guillardia theta CCMP2712, 735 nucleotides long. RefSeq lists its product as hypothetical. Gene Ontology annotation, biological process: riboflavin biosynthetic process. Bases 1 to 735 code for a protein of 244 amino acids. The record is from RefSeq and is a predicted model, not a curated record. Gene Ontology annotation, molecular function: 5-amino-6-(5-phosphoribosylamino)uracil reductase activity. NCBI's taxonomy places the organism in Eukaryota, Cryptophyceae, Pyrenomonadales, Geminigeraceae. The transcript has 11 exons.
AUGGUAAACGAACAGCUUCCUAUCGUUACCCUCAAGAUCGCUCUGGACGAGAACGGCGCUGUAGAUGAUCUUGGAAUCACUUCCAAAAGAUUUACGAGCGAGCAAUCCCUGGAUGCGGUGCACAGGCUGCGGAGGUGUUCAGAUGCUGUCCUCGUUGGGAUCGGCACGGUUGUCCGAGACGACCCGUACGUCCCUGAGGAGAGUUCCAUUGCUGGAAGGGAGAGAACAACCGUUAAGAGCCGUGAUCGAUCCUUCCUUGAAGAUCGAAGCGCAUGUGCCAUCAUGUGUAAAGUGAUGAGGGACGGGUAUAAGACAGUCAUUUUCCAUAGCGAUUCCGACGAGGUCGACAAGAGGAGGAUACAGCUGAUCUCUGAGCUGGAAGCUACCAAUCAAGUUUCUUUCAUUCCAACACCAACGAAUCAACAUAGAUCGUUGGACCUCACAAGCAUCCUCGGCGAGCUGAGCAACCUGGGCGUCAAGGAGCUCAUGCUCGAGGGCGGGCCGGCGACGGUGAAGCGAUUCCUCCAGCAGAAGCUCGUGGAUCGAGCGAUCGUGAUUGUUGCCCCCAUCAAGUUCGACCAGCUCCCGGUCCCUUCCCUCAUCGACCACCACGUCCUCAAGGCAGCUGGGCUCGCCCUCUUGGGAGAGCACCAGGACUGGGGCAAGGACUCCGUCAGCCUAUGGAGCAAGGCGCAACUCCAGUGGCCUUCUCCUGUUAUCUCCGAGUGGCCUUGA